CUUCGCGGUUCUGCUGGAUUUUUAUGGUCAAAACGAAGUUCUGGAGCAGCAUCAGUUACCACUGACCAUCAUCACUAUUAUUGGCCUCAGUCUGUCCAUCGCGGGCUUAUUUAUUACAAUCCUGUCCUUCAUGCUUAUAAAAAAAUUACGCAAAGGACGCCCCCAGCAGACCUUGUUCAACAUGGCGCUAGCCUAUGCUUCGGAGCUUGGAUCGUCUUCCUGGGUGGCAUUGACCGGGUGGAUAACACGGCCGGGUGCAUAGCCGUGGCGGCCAUGCUACACUACCUCAUCCUCUCUUCCUUUAUGUGGAUGCUAAUGGAAGGAAUUCUGCAGUACCUUCUGUUUGUCAAAGUCUUGGGUAUCAUUUUCCAUAAAUACCUUCUCAAGACAGCAAUCCCAGCAUGGGGCAUUCCUCUUAUUCCAGUCAUUGUGAUUCUGGCCGUUGACACGAACUUGUAUCUUGGAGGGGACCGAUACUGCUGGAUGGCCUUAACGCCCUUUUAUUUCGCCUUUCUGCUGCCCGUCGGCCUCAUCGUCCUGACCAACGUCAUCAUCUACUGCUUGGUCAUCGCUGCCAUCUGCAGUCGUCGCAUCGAGGGCUCUACGUCUGCUGAGAGCAAGUCACACUUUAGGGUCGUUGGUGUGAGGGCCUCCCUGGCCUGCUUUGUGAUUCUCGGUCUCAGCUGGAUAUUUGCUUUCUUGGCUGUGGCGGACGCGCGCCUGGUGUUUCAGUACCUCUUCACCAUCACCACCACCGUGCAGGGCUUCCUCCUCUUCGUCAUCUUCACCGCCAGAGACCCAGCGUUCCGAACCUUUUGGCUGGAGAAGUGCUGCGGCAAGUCCAGCCACCACUCUACCUCCGGGGCAAAGGCUCGCACUCGCGACGUGUCUGGCAAUUCUCUGGAAUCCCCAAUGACCCGCUCCACCACGUGUUCGGACACCCGACUCGACCUCAUCAGCAAACGGUCGCCACCACCUUCGCCUCGAAAAUGGCCGCCGUCACCUUCGGUUCCCAGUUCGCGAAUAUGAACUUGCCAGUGUUGCGAGGCUGGGAAUGAGUGGGUGGCUGGGUGGGAGGACGGUGGGGUUAGAUUGGUGGUGAUGAUGUGACUGCGAGUGUGAUAACUGUUGAGGACGGUGAGGGUUCACAAAGGAUGAGGUCUGUGUUAACAUUGCUUGAGUCUUUUACUCGCCUGAUGACUUGCAGCUUACAGUCCGUGGUUGGAUAUUACAGAAUUGCAUCUGGUGUGGCAAAUAAGUCACAGGGACUGUUUAGAAUAAUGAAAGAAUGUCUUAUGCUGUUCAACUUCGCAUGCGUGCGUCUGCGUGUGUGUACUUACUUAGGUGAGGUAUGUGAGAGAGGAUGGCGUGUGUGCAUAUGAAGGUGCAUAGGAGCAUGUGAAAUAAAAAAAAUGAAACCGUGAAGGCAUGACACUUUGAUUGUCUACCUCAUAAGUAGGCGUUCUCCUUGUCUUUUUACAACAAAAGCUAUAAUUUAGCUGUCUUUACUUGCGGAGGACAUUCUAACGAAGGAAUAAAAACAGUUUCUUAUUUUGCUCGCUGGUAAGCAGGCAAUGAUGUGAGUGAAGUAUUUUUUUAAUAUAUUUAUAAUGACUUUCGUGCGUGAUGCAAAAGCCUGCUAUUGAUAUGCUGACAUUUCAACAGUGCAGUCAUUAGCAUGGCAAAAAUGCAUGAGUGAACUGUUUGUUCUCGAAAUACUUGCGUGACAUUUUCGGAAUUGCAGCGAACCGCAAGUUGUGACAGUCGGCCUGCAGACCCAUCGCAUAUCUCUUUCCCAAAUGUAACCUGUACUGGAGAAUAAAACUAUAGCGAAACUUCUUGAUUCCUUUGCUAUAAAAUGGAUGUGAAUCGUC
Messenger RNA from Pomacea canaliculata, 1874 nucleotides. RefSeq names its product adhesion G-protein coupled receptor G2-like. Gene Ontology annotation, molecular function: G protein-coupled receptor activity. The record is from RefSeq and is a predicted model, not a curated record. The transcript is spliced from 6 exons. Gene Ontology annotation, biological process: cell surface receptor signaling pathway; G protein-coupled receptor signaling pathway. NCBI's taxonomy places the organism in Eukaryota, Metazoa, Mollusca, Gastropoda, Architaenioglossa, Ampullariidae. Gene Ontology annotation, cellular component: membrane. Bases 274 to 1029 code for a protein of 251 amino acids.